AUGUUCUGGCAGAAAGAACUCGGGUACGACCCCAAAGACUACCCCAACUAUCACCCCUAUCAAGGAACUCCCUUCACGCGCCUGCUCAAGCAGUGGCCUGAGAUCCCUCUCUUCAUCGUCUGGACCUUUACCUUUUUAUUUUCCAUUCUUUCGAUCCUCUGCGAAUGGCUGGACAUGUUCGUUCGUGAUCCUCUUCACUUCGGCAAGGCGAAUGCUUGGCUCGUCGAGCAGUAUCAGUCAUGCGACUCUGUCUUCCAGAUCACUUACGGAGCUUUCAUCACUUUUUGGUUCUUGCAUCUAUGUUACUGUGGUUUGCUUGUCGCUUUGGAUGAGCUGCUUCACGCAUAUGAUGAUCCUGUCUGGGCUUGCCUUCAGCUCUUAGACCUUGUGGAUUAUCUCCAGACUCUUUCCAUCCGCAUCUUCACUGGUAUCAUCUUCGGUAUCCUCAACGUCAUUACCAACUCAGCCAUUUUUAUCUACGACAUGACGGAACACGGCCUUGGCUCCUUGAUUGUCCUCCUCGGCGUCGUUGCCCUAUUCCAGCUAUACUAUUACCUCUUCUUCUACGACCCCACUGCCGAAGAGAAACAGCCUCCUCAGCCUCUCAGAAGCAUUCUCAAGAAGACUUCAGAGAAUGUACUCCAGUCUCAAAUCACCAAAUCCGAGUGCGGCUACGGAAUAUUUGCCAGCCCAGCAGUAACUCCCAUUCCGAUAACACCUUAUAACCCACCAUGGAGAAGCAACAGCGGUUGCUUCCGAGUACCUACACCCUCUACUGGAUCAUCCAACUCAUCUCUUGACAGAACUCCAUCCCGGAGACGUCCUAGUCCUAAGUCCAACAAGCCUCCUGGAGCAUCAUAUGUUUCAGUUUCACCCAAGUCCGCCGAAAAGCUUCGCGCUGAUGGCUAUGGUGUCCCAGAGCCAACCAGAGAACCAACUUACUCCUGGAUCAAACCCGUCACACCUGCAAAACUCAUCCAUCUCCCACCGGAAGCCGAGGAAGAGGGAAGAUUCAUCCAUUCCAUCGCGCCCACAAAGGCCCAGUGGGUCUACUCUUCUCUUGAUGCCGUCGAGCGACGAGUCAGGCACAUCACUGAAAACGUCGAGGAACUCGCCGCAAAAGUCACUUCAUUCAGUGAAGCUGCCACUAUUCAACCCAUCCCCGAACCCUCAGGUGAUCUUCCAGCCUCACCCCGAACACAAAAGCGUGCAGCUACAAUCCUAGAAAGAGAGCGCAUAAAGGCUGCCAAGAAAGAACAUGCCCCGAAGAUCGAACACGCCGCAAUGGCCAUCUUCCAGCAGCAGCACGGCGUCGAACAGCUCAUAAAACAAAUUAAGAAUUUGAUCAAUCAGACAAAAGACCCUGUCUCUGGCGCAGCGGGCCGCGAACUGGAAGAUUAUAAAGUCAAAGUGAAGAGUAUCUUUGCUAAUGCUAAUCAAGAACUGAUCAAGUCUCGAAAUACUGAGGAUCUUUGCGAUGAGCAUCUUGCGAAGCUGGCAAACGAAGCCGGUCAGUUGAAGCGUCUUGAUAAAGCUCACCUGCUUCUGUUGGAGAUCAACGCCAGGAAGGCUGAGAUGAAGGAAAUGCGAGAUUUGGGGAUGACGAUCAAAUCCACAUACAAAAACGACUAA
Fusarium coffeatum is the source of this 1632-nucleotide messenger RNA. RefSeq lists its product as uncharacterized. The coding region runs from base 1 to 1632 and encodes 543 amino acids. Lineage: Eukaryota; Fungi; Ascomycota; Sordariomycetes; Hypocreales; Nectriaceae. The record is from RefSeq and is a predicted model, not a curated record. The transcript has 3 exons.